Molecule: messenger RNA, 3631 nt
Organism: Passer domesticus (house sparrow)
Lineage: Eukaryota; Metazoa; Chordata; Aves; Passeriformes; Passeridae
Gene: SGO2
Product: shugoshin 2
Exons: 9
Coding region: 392-3310 (972 amino acids)
Biological process (GO): meiotic sister chromatid cohesion; meiotic chromosome segregation
Cellular component (GO): nucleus; kinetochore; chromosome, centromeric region
Source: RefSeq, a predicted model, not a curated record
GCUGCGGGGGCGGGCGGAGCCUCCCGGCGCCUCCUCAGGGCGCGGCCCCGCCGGCCGGCCGGGCUCUGCUUCCCUCGCUUUGUGUCUUUCGGGUUAACUUUGCACCGUUUGUAGUGCGGUUCAUUUAAACGCGUCGGUUUUAAAUCUGUCUGACAAAGCGCAAGCUGGUCUGGUCGUACGGUGAAGUGGUAGAACCUGGGGGUUUCCCCCUUGUAUGUGUGAACUAGGAUAGUUAACGUGAGGGAAUAGACGAGCUAAAAAAAAAAAUCUGUGAUCGUUUCAGGUUUCAUGGUUUACUAGUUAAGUAUUGUGUCUCUCUGUGUUAAUGUCUCAUUGUGUUCAUUAAUACAUUAAUCUGUUUUAAUUAACUGAAGAAAGAUUCAUUUUGAGGAUGGAUAAAGGUGCAACUCCUAAAUCAUCAUCUGCUGUGUUCACCUCAAAUGCUGCUAAAGGAUGGAUGAAGAAGAGGGAUGGAGCAUUACAAGCUGCAAAAUGGAAUGCUUCUUUAGCUUCUAAAAUCAAAACUAAAUUAUUAAAUAACUCAUCUAUGUUUAAAGUAUCUUUACAACAAAAUAACAAAGCAUUAGCUGUGGCUUUGAGUGUUGAAAAAGAAAAUUCUCGCAAGCUAAAGAAUGAGAAGAUUUUUCUUCAGAAGGAAGUAGAAAAACUGCAGCUUCAUAAUAUCUCACUUCGUCAAAAACUGACCAGUUUGAAUAAAACUCUUAUUGGAAUAGAGGCAUUUUUGAAUGAAAACCUCUUAACUGCAAUAGAAAUAAGCAGUCCUUCUGAGGACCUCCAGAGUUCCUUUCCCCUGUCAGCUGGCCCAAGCAGCCCUACUGGAGGCAAGUUCAGGAGUGCACGUCGGUCAGCUCGAUCUCUAGAAUUGCCAGCAAAGCUUCCUUUCAUUGCAACAGCUAAUGCAAAGCAGCAAGGUAGCCCUUCUCUGGGCAAAGCAUCAAAUUCUUACAAGUGUUCCACUAAUUUCACAGAGGAAUUGCAUUCAGAUCAAGUCAAGUUUGCAUCACUCUUGUCUCCUGGUACAAAUAAUCAAAAGUUCAUUGAAACAGAACCAAUGGUUGACAAGAAUAGAUUUUUGAAAGAAAAUCAACUGUGUGCAGAAUUAAGUUGCAAUAGUGCCUUCCUAACUCAUGGAAAAAAUACACAAUCCUUAGAACAGCCUAAGGAGCCUGCAGAACAAUAUCAUGGUAGUUUAUUGCCAUCCUAUGAAAAUGUGACUGAAAGAAAGAAAAAUGCAGUACUUUGUAAGUCAAAAACUCAACCUAACAUAAAGGAUUUUGAUAAAAAGUGUAGGUCAUUGAGUCUGCCUCACCUAAUCAUCAACAGUAGCAGCAACACCAAUGAUAAGAAUUUGCAGGAAGGUUCAAGUGACUUGUCUUGCCUUAUUCCUUCACCUCUUAAAUUUAACGGUGAAAGUGAGACAGAUUUUAACAAGCUGCUUUUUACUGACAAGAUGAAGCCUGAAGAAACUGUUUAUGAUGCUGAUAUGGAGUUGACUGCCAGUGAUGCAUGUGAAUUACUCACAGUUACAGCAAAAGGCAAUUAUAAAUUGCACCAAAAUAAAAUUAAUAAUGCCAAUUCUGACAAAAUAUUACCAAAUUUCAGAAAAGUAAAAUAUUCUAAGAAGGAUAAAGAAAAAAUUAGAAGAAAGACUGAAGUCUAUUCAAAUUUGCAUGCAGAAGAAAGGCUCUCUAGGGCUGACAAUAGUGAAACUUUGGAAACUACUACUUCACAAACUCAGCUAUUCCAAAGUCAGACAGAACAGCUACCUACAGGAAAUUCUGUAGAGCAACAGAAUAGAACAAGUAAAACUAAGGAUUCCAGGAGGACAUACCAGGUUAAUGUAAUGAAUCCAAGAAAACAAGAGACAAGUAGAGGAACAUUCUCAGAAAUGUUUGGAGAAGUGGAAAGCAGAAUACAAAAAACAGACUCGUGCUCAUCUGUUAACAAGAUCCCACCAGAAGUUUAUUGUGUUGAAAAUUUACCAUUCCAAGAUAACAUUUCUGAUGCAUUGGCUUUACAGAAGGGCUUUCUGAAUACAAAUGAGAAAGAUAACAAACCAACAAUAAAGAGGAAGACUUCUCAAAACCUUUCCAAAGCAAACACAGAAAAAUCCUGUAGAGAGGAAAACGGCCAGUAUGGAGAAUAUAUUUCCAAAAAAUCUCAAACAGAGAUAAACCAAUGUGACAGCAGCAAGAAAAAACAAGACCAGAAGAAUAUUACACAGAGAAAAAACAACAAAAAAAGUAGUUACAGACAAGGUAGAGAAACUGCAAGUGACAGCCCUUCUAAAGUUAGUCAGAAAGUAGACCAAAAGAGUAGCCAUUUUUCACCAGGCAGAUUGAAGCGUACAUUGGCAAGGGCCAGCCGGAACGCAUAUGUAAUACCAAAGGAAAAUCUUACACGGUUCUCAGUUUGUAAAAAUGAAGAAUUAAAAAAUAAAGAUUCAUUGCUUGCAGAGGCUGGAAAGAAAGUAACUGUAACUCAGCAAAUGCAAGUAGCUUUAGCUACUCAGAAUGGUGUAGCGCUGAAUACGCCACAAGCUGAAGAACAGGUUGAUGAUGAUGCUAACAGGUUAAAGAAGGUAGAUUCCUCAGCAGUGGCAAGUAAAACCUCCCACAUAAGUAAUUUUCCUGAUAAGCAUGUAAAGCAGAAGCAGAGGUUUAGUUCUGAUAUUACUGAGACCAGACAAGAAAAAAGUUAUUUCAGGCAUAUUGCUCAGGGGGGUCAGAAUGAUUUGGAUGAUCAGGAAGUCCCUCAUGAAAUGAAUUCCUUAGUGAGUAAGUUGAAGCCUGUGAUUGAAGUUGAAUGCUGUAAGAAUAUGCCAUUUAAGGCAGAUAGCUCUUCCCAGGAAGGUCUUCCCAAUGUGGAGCUCCCAGCUCUUGAUAACCACAAUGCUUCCAUCAACUUUUCUAUACUGAAAAGCUCUGAAACCCACAGGCAAAGUGAUUGUAAUGAAGCACUGGAUGCUGAAAAAGCAGAACAAAAUAUGGAUCCUAUUUCUAAACAGAGUAACAAAAAUACUCUGACACCUUGUCACGGGAGAAAAGCUUUCCAAGAACUGACAAAUACUAGCAUACAAUUUCACACUUCUGUACCUAAAUCCCCCCAAUCUUUAGAAGACUCAGCAGCACCCCUGAGACGAGGCAGACCCACUGUUUGCUACAAGGAACCCAGUCUUAUCAGCAAAUUAAGGAGAGGGGAUCGAUUUACAGAUACACAAUUCCUCAAUUCCCCAGUCUACAAAGUAAAAAAUAAAGGAAAUUUUAAAAGCAAAUCAAAAUUUUAUUAAGGAAGAAAGAAUUGCCAAUAUGGAAUACUUCUAAAAUGGGUACAAUUGUUUAUGUAUAUAUGUAUAUGUUUAGCAAUAUAGAGUGUUUGUUGUUCUUUAACUAGUAAAGGUCUUCCACAGUGAAAUUUUCUGGAGAAGAACCUCUGUAAAAGGGGCACAGAAUACUUUACUGAGGAAGGCAUAUACAGGUUAGGCUCACUCCUGUUUUGCAUUUCUGGUCAGUAAUUUAUAAUCUGUUCAAAUGGUUUGUAGCACUUCUUAACUUGUUAGAAAAGAUAUGUUUUAAUGAGAAAUAAAAAUAAACCAGCUUUGGGAAUUGUA